AGGAGGUCAGCAAUAUUACAUGGGAGCACAGCAGGCUCACUGGCAGAACAGUCCUGCUCCAAACAAUGUUUUCAAGAUACCUCCACCAGCUGGAAUGGGGGGAUCUCCAGCCAGCUGGGGUGCACCACCGCAGCCUCAAGGACUGGGAAGCAGUGGUGAAUGCACCUUCGCCUAUGAGGAGUUGGCUGCUGCCACUAAUGGGUUCUCUGAUGCCUGUCUCCUCGGUCAAGGUGGGUUUGGUUAUGUGCACAAGGGUGUCUUGACUAAUGGAAAGGAGGUUGCAGUUAAGAGCCUAAAGUUUAGCAGUGGACAAGGAGAAAGAGAAUUCCGGGCUGAGGUUGAAAUCAUUAGUCGUGUCCACCAUCGCUAUCUUGUGUCACUAGUUGGAUACUGCAUUGCUGGUGGGCAGAGGAUGUUGGUCUAUGACUUUGUCCCCAAUAGGACCUUGGAAUAUCAUCUCCACAGAAAGGGUCUUCCUGUCAUGGACUUUUCAACAAGACUUCGUAUUGCAUUAGGCGCAGCAAAAGGGCUUGCUUAUCUCCAUGAAGAUUGCCAUCCUCGGAUCAUCCAUCGUGAUAUCAAAUCUGCUAAUGUUCUUCUAGAUAACAAAUAUGAAGCCAUGGUAGCUGAUUUCGGAUUAGCUAAGCUGUCUUCUGAUAAUUACACUCACGUCUCCACUCGCGUCAUGGGAACAUUUGGGUACUUAGCUCCCGAGUACGCAUCAACUGGUAAAUUGACUGAGAAAUCUGAUGUUUUCUCGUUUGGGGUCAUGCUCCUAGAAAUCAUAACUGGAAAACCACCUGUGGAUCGUACAAAUGCAAUGGAGGAUAGCUUGGUCGACUGGGCUCGGCCGCUUAUGGCUCAGGCCCAGGGGGACGGUAACUAUGAUCAACUGGCAGAUCCACGGCUAGAUCGCAGAUACAACCCCAGUGAAAUGGCGUGCAUGAUCACCUGCACAGCCGCCAGCAUUCGCCACUCUGCUAAAAAACGUCCCAAAAUGAGCCAGAUCGUUCGUGCCCUGGAAGGAGGUUCGUCGCUGCUGGAUGACUUCAAUCAGGGAGUUAAACCUGGUCAGAGCACUUUCUUUGGUUCCUCUGGAGCAACCUCAGAUUACAGCCAAAAUUCAUACAAUGCUGACCCAAAGAGGUUCAGAGAACUAGCAUUAUCCAGCGAGGAAUGCAACAACAAUGACCCUGGAACUUCCAGUAGCGUCAAUGCCUCCCGGUAGAUGACAAAACAUCUAAAUUACAAAGCAGCACCCAACAGCCUUAGUGAUACACAUUUUUCUAAAAAGGAAUAAGAAAUACAAUGAGUUAUGUAGAUCUGUUGAUCAAUGAAGUAUGUUAUGGAAU
Messenger RNA from Rubroshorea leprosula, 1352 nucleotides. NCBI's taxonomy places the organism in Eukaryota, Viridiplantae, Streptophyta, Magnoliopsida, Malvales, Dipterocarpaceae. The record is from the annotation of a GenBank genome assembly.